UUUGUAAUAACUUGCAAGUAAUACAUAAGUAAGCGCCGUUUCCGGCUUACAGAGCAAGAAAACUAGGCGGCGAAAAUGGACAUCAGAAUCGCCGACGGCGGCGGAGGAGGAGAGAAGCUGGAGACUUUCGAAGACGCUGGUGCUGCUACAGUGAUCAAUCUCGGCAAACAGAAACCAUUCAUGUCGCCAUCAGUUCCCUCGUCCUCUGUCUCUUCAUCACCGGAGAGAGUUGAGCCGGUGAAUGAUUCGCUGAACUGCGAGGAGGAGGAGGAGGAUGAGUUUGAGUGGGUGGCUGUUGAAAGAGAGGAUAAAGCUCCGGAGAUUGAGGAAGUUGAGGAUGCUUUCUCUGCACUUCAACUGAUGUUCAAUGAUGAUGAUAAAGAAGAAGUUUCAGAUCAGUCGGAGUUUGUAGAUUGGAUUGAGCCUCCAUUGCAGCUCUGUAAUACUAGUCUUCUGCAGCCUUAUAUGCUGGACAGAUUCUACGACGCCUUUCAUAUGUUUCAGACCGAUCCAUCAGUUCAGAGAAUGGUUAUGUCAUUGGCUUCAGACAGGGCUGUUUGGGAUGCGGUGAUGAACAAUGAGGUUGUCCGGGAGCUCAUUAACAACGCUGAGGAGAGGUCACAAGAAGAAGAAGACUCUGGUAUAUCAGUGAACUUCAUAAGGAGGUUGCUUCAGAGAAGUGCCAUCAAAAUCAUGGAUGCAAUGGAAGGAGUCACAAAGUACGUCACUGACCUCUUCAAUGGAGAUGAGACGGUUGUUCCUGGAGAUGAGAUGGUCGUGUUAGCAACAGGUGCUGCGCCAGCGAUGGAGAAGCUUCAGAUGACGGUUCUGCUCGCCAUUGUUGUUUUGCUUAUCGUCUUCGUAAAUCGUAACCAGAGCAACAAGAGCUAGAUAGUUAUUAGACAUCCACAGCCAAACUAAUGAACUCAUGGCCUGCGUUAAAAAAGAUCUCUGGUGCUACUAUUGUGUAAUAAAAGGAAAAACAUCAGAAUAGAUACGUCAUUUGAAACAUUAAUCCCAACUUUGCCAUAAGCAAGAGUGUACCAAAAACACACUAUUAAAUUAGAUGUGAGAAUAGAGUUACAUU
This is a messenger RNA of Raphanus sativus (radish), 1087 nucleotides long. RefSeq lists its product as uncharacterized. The record is from RefSeq and is a predicted model, not a curated record. Bases 76 to 891 code for a protein of 271 amino acids. The transcript is spliced from 4 exons. Lineage: Eukaryota; Viridiplantae; Streptophyta; Magnoliopsida; Brassicales; Brassicaceae.